AUGUCAGUCGACAUUGAGUGGAUGGAGAUUGUUGGUGACCUCAAAGAGGUCAUCAAAGACAAGAAAAGGCCGGAAUUUGACCAUGUUGCCACUCACCGUCUUGAGCUAUGGAAGGUCGACCUGCCUAUCGACGAGAUGAUUGAGCACAAUCUCAACAAUCUUACACUUGACCCAAUGAAAUCCCUAUCACCUGUGGAUGAAAUGGUAGAGAUUUUUCCCGAUGCUCCUCCGCGCAAGUAUCUGCAUAUUAUUAUCCAAUGCCCGCCCGCCAUCGACGUUGAGCGGACGAAGACCGUCAGUGACCUCAAAAAUGUUAUCAAGGUCGCUAAGAAGCCAGAGUUUGACCAUGUUGCUGCUGACCAUCUUGAGCUAUGGAAGGUCAAGAUCAAUUGGAACAAUAUAGACUUACGGAACACGAUCAUAGACAGAGGUGUCGAGCUGCACCCGUUAAUUGAGCUGUCCGAUGUGUUUGCAGAUGGAAUAGAGUGCGGAUCUGUUGAUCGGCAAAUCACUUAUCUCAAGAAGGGCGCGGGUACUCCGUAG
This is a messenger RNA of Suillus fuscotomentosus, 543 nucleotides long. RefSeq lists its product as uncharacterized. The transcript has 6 exons. The coding region runs from base 1 to 543 and encodes 180 amino acids. The record is from RefSeq and is a predicted model, not a curated record. Lineage: Eukaryota; Fungi; Basidiomycota; Agaricomycetes; Boletales; Suillaceae.